Molecule: messenger RNA, 3571 nt
Organism: Centropristis striata (black sea bass)
Lineage: Eukaryota; Metazoa; Chordata; Actinopteri; Perciformes; Serranidae
Product: serine protease 23-like
Exons: 2
Coding region: 235-1437 (400 amino acids)
Biological process (GO): proteolysis
Molecular function (GO): serine-type endopeptidase activity
Source: RefSeq, a predicted model, not a curated record
UCCUCCAGUAGCGCACAAUGAUCCAACUCCUCCGCUCCCGACCCGGCUGCUGCUUUCGGAAAACUCCAGACUGUCACGGAUUAAAUAAAAUCGUCAGUUCCUGAGAGCAGCGCCGAGACUACGACCCUUGUUUUGCAGCAGCAGGAGCAGCAGCGGUUACAGUCAACAGUUACAGACACAAUCCUGUUGUGGUUUGAGGGGAGUUUCCACCGGCUCACCUGCAGAAACCAAACCAUGCACUCCCGGUUCACCUCCCUUCUAUUUCUCCUCUUCCUUCCCCCUGUUUUUUCCUCCUCCUCCUCCUCCUCCCGCCCCCAGUGGGUUCUCCAGCGUGUCCCUGUGGUCCUCCCACAGCACACGGAGCCUCGAUCGGCCCCUCACUUCCUGUCUCCAGCCAGUUUGAAUGUCAGCUCGACCUGUGACCCAGAAUGCCACAUGAGGGCCCCUCGCCCCAGCUACUGGGACCUGCGCCGUCUUCUUGCGUAUGAGACACUCCACUCCAAUGGUCAUCUUACGGAGACUGCCAUUGGGAUCUACGGCUACAACCCCAGUCCGAGCACCAGCCCGGCCUACUCCUCUGGGUCGUCUGGGAAAGCUGAGCGCUCCCAUGUCAGGCGGAAGCGACAGAUCUUCGGCCAUGAUGGACGUUUCAGCAUUGCUGGGCAGAACUUCCUGCUGAAAUAUCCAUUCUCUGUGGCGGUCAAACUGUCCACUGGGUGUUCUGGGACAUUGGUGGGAGACCGUCAUGUUCUCACAGCUGCUCAUUGUGUUCAUGAUGGUAAAAACUAUGUGAAAGGAGCCCAGAAGCUGCGGGUCGGGUUUCUAAAAACCAAGCAACGAGACACACAGUCUUCUCCGUUUUACCUUCCUUCCAACUUCACCAACCAUGUGGAAGGUGGCGCUGUUCCUUACGCCCCGCCAACCAAUGACAAAAUGAAGUUCCAGUGGAUCCGAGCUAAGCGCACCCAUGUGCCCAAAGGAUGGAUUAAAGGGAACGCCAAUGACAUUGGGAUGGACUAUGACUACGCUUUGCUUGAACUCAAGAAACCCCACAAACGGCGCCACAUGAAGUUAGGAGUCAGCCCCCCGGCUCAGAGGCUGCCCGGUCGGCGAGUCCACUUCUCAGGAUUUGAUAACGACCGCCCGGGCAAGCUGGUGUAUCGCUUCUGUCGGGCCGGCGAGGAGACGUCAGACCUGCUCUACCAGCACUGCGAUGCUCAGCCAGGCGCCAGCGGGUCAGGAGUCUACGCCCGGAUGUGGGACGGGCGGCGCCGGCGCUGGGAGCGGAAGGUGAUAGGUGUGUUUUCUGGGCAUCAGUGGGUGGAGCGACAAGGGGCGUCUCACGAAUUUAAUGUAGCGGUGAGAAUCACGCCUCUGAAAUACGCUCAGAUCUGCUACUGGAUAAAAGGAAACUUUGUGGACUGCAGAGAAGGAUGAGGGGCGACGCUACGAGACCACGGGUCCACUACAUCCUCAUACUGGAAUAUUUGGGAUCCACAUUUUUCAUCCAUCACUUAUAGCACAGACGUAAUAUCAAUACAAACAUCAACAUUUCGUUCGUUGCCCGAACACAAUAAUGGAAAUAUAGACCGGACAGACACAAAUCCAGUAACACUAAAUCAUGUAAACGGGGUGCGUUCAUUUCAUUUCUGCUUAGUUGUGCUUCAUCACUCACAUUUAUACUUUCUUGUUAACCGGGAAAACAUUUAGGUCAUGUGGUUUUGCAGAACAGAAGCAAGUUUAUCUGUUUAUCUGACCAUUUAUCUGGAUAACGAAGUUAUCUGGAGGACCCUCAGAUCUGGACUGAAAACAUCAACAGAGCAGGACUAUUUCACUUUGCCUUCUAGCCCUUUUAUUGCGCCAAUACUAAAGAUUGCACUGUUAAAACUCUUGAAGUUUUUCUAUGGGCUUACCUUUGUGUUUUUAAUAUGCAAUCAAACAAUAUCGUUUUUUGGAGCAAAGCUUACCAUACUGCAAUGAAAAAACGAAACAGAUCCAACAGCACUUAGAAGAAACAAUUGAAAAAGUAAUUCAACUUUGAAAAAUUUUUUAACUGCAAGUCUAAUCAUUUUUCUAUUUUGUGUUUGCUGUUAAAACUUUUAUAUUCUCAAACAAAUUUUAUAUUUUUGGAUUCUAAAACAAAUUUUAUAUUUUUGGAUUUACAAAUAAAACUGAUGGAUUUGCUUACAAAACCACAAUUUGCAUUAAUACAUUAACUACAAAUCGUGUUUUACAUGCCAUUAAACAUUUUUAAUAGUGUAUUUGCAAGUAAAACACGCCAUUUUUUGCAGGAAGUUUUGCUCUAAAACGGAUUGAUUUAUUGUAGAAAAGACACAGAAGUAACUCAAUACAUUUCUACUGUAAAUUAUGAUUUUUGUGGAUGAAUGUACAAGUUAGCAACCAAAGGUGCCAACAGUUUCUCUCAAAACUAUCAUGUAUCUCCUCUCAGUGGACACACUUAUCCACAUAUUGUACUCUGUCAAAUAAAUUAACAGUGUUUUUGAAGAAAAUUCAAGUUGUUGCACAAAAUGUUAUUAAAUAUCAGAUACCAAUGCUGCAGAUAACUGGUUGUAUGAAGCAUAUUUUUAGUGCUGUACUUAAAUGCUUAGCUCCCUCUGGUGGCAAAGAUAAGACAUUACAGGUGUCAAACAUAUGGACUUGUUUCUUUCUCCUAGUUUAACAUUUGUGUGUCAGAAACUUAAGACUGUGGCAAAUUUAAUGAAAUAUAUGCUUUGAAAUAAGCAGCUGUGUCACAUAUUUCCUCUCAUUAUGCUACAGCAACACAUCCCUCACACAACACGAUCUUUUGUUUAAACACCGUUUGUUUUAUUGUCGGAUGUCAAAAAGGCAUUUUCAGAAAUGCUGCGGGGAAACUGAACAGUGUAAAAAGCCGAAAUAUGAGGACCAGCUCCAAUGACUUCUCCAGCAGCGACACAUUCAACAACAGGUUCAACCAGGAGUCUGAAGCUGCAUCCUGGGAUAUGGCACAUGGAAAACAAAUUACCAUUCAAUUUGGCAACUUUUAACAGAGGACAGAUCAUGAGAAUCAGUUUUCAUUAACACCUGUAUUAAAAAUUUCAGAGGAAGAUCAAGUACACUUCGGGGCAACGUGAUCAAGAGGUGAUAGAACUAAAAUCUUUUCAAAUCUCAUUUCUCCUCUUCAGCUGUGACCUUAGGAAGCAGAACAAAUGAGUUAUAUGAGCAAAGGCUUAACAUUCAAGUAAGAACUGGCAUAGAAGUAGGAUUUAAAGCAAAUUAUAAAUGUCAUCUUUCUGUGUUAUUGAAAUAAGGUCCAGUUAAAGGUGACAUUUUAGUGCACCCAUUAAAAAAAAUCUUAAAUUUCAGUGAUGCUGCUCAAUCGAAGGCUUACAAUGCAAAUUCAAGUCAACAGCAACAUUCAGCUGAAACAUUUGCUACAUUCAAGUUAGGGCUGCACAAUUAAUGGAAACCGCAUUAUGGAAGAGUGCACUGUACAAAUCGCCAAAUGUGCAAUAUAUGUGUCAAAAUACUGUUCUUGAGUGUAGAGGAUGAAUCUUUGUUUGGUAGAGAUCCUCACAACCCCCCCCCCCCC